ACGUACAUCCAAACGUUUAGACGUAAAUAUGUAUCUUAAUUCGGUGAUGCAGUUUCCGGUUGCGUUGGUCCGGCAGUCAAAUACUUCCGCCAGCUAACUUCGGAAGAAGCGAUGAAAUGGCAACAACAUUUGAGGAAAACGGACCAUCAACUCAUGAACAGUGUGAAGUGGGCUCGUCAUCCCAUGCUAGACAGAAACUAGAAGGACUCCUGAACAAGAACAUGAGGAUCCGCAUGACCGACGGAAGGACUUUAGUGGGUCUUUUUCUUUGCACUGACAGGGACUGCAACAUCAUCCUCGGAUCGGCUCAGGAAUUCUUAAAAUCCACAGACACUUUCUCACAGGGAGAACCCCGAGUUCUAGGCCUGGCGAUGAUACCGGGUCACCAUGUGGUGUCCAUCGAGGUGGAGGCUGACAUUAUGGAGGAUACGCAAGGUUUUGGACUGAACCAUUGAGUGAUUGAGCGCAGUAAUAACAUGGACAUUUCCCAGAUGAAGACUCGGUCAAUAUCCAUUGUGUUGAUGUUUGAUGUCAAUAAAAGUUGUGUAGGGCUGGUCA
Doryrhamphus excisus (bluestripe pipefish) is the source of this 558-nucleotide messenger RNA. RefSeq names its product N-alpha-acetyltransferase 38, NatC auxiliary subunit (gene naa38). Gene Ontology annotation, molecular function: RNA binding. Gene Ontology annotation, cellular component: NatC complex. The record is from RefSeq and is a predicted model, not a curated record. NCBI's taxonomy places the organism in Eukaryota, Metazoa, Chordata, Actinopteri, Syngnathiformes, Syngnathidae.